Messenger RNA from Corythoichthys intestinalis (scribbled pipefish), 3236 nucleotides. RefSeq lists its product as uncharacterized. The record is from RefSeq and is a predicted model, not a curated record. Lineage: Eukaryota; Metazoa; Chordata; Actinopteri; Syngnathiformes; Syngnathidae. The transcript is spliced from 6 exons. Gene Ontology annotation, biological process: negative regulation of DNA-templated transcription. The coding region runs from base 310 to 2994 and encodes 894 amino acids.
GGCCAACAUCCGGGUUCUUCCUCGCGUUGUCAAGGUAGCCAGUUGACGGCUGGCUAGUGGCGGAAGCUAACCGCGGAGUCUGGUUACAGCUGUCCUUAAUUUUAACCGCCGAAAAAGCAAACAAAAAAAAGACCAAAAUUACUAAAUCACAAGAUAAACGAGCGUGCAUGCUUUCACUUCGCUUUCUCCUUUACACCGUUGGUCGCUCUCGAGCUCCACAAACGGGCGUGGACAAAACGACGAGGACAAGAUGUCCACUGUGAGACACGGUCCACACGGCGGAAGGGAUGAAGGAAUCGACGGGAGUAGAUGUUGCAGGCUAGCGGUAGCAUGGCAACGGUGAAGAACGAAGACAGCCCAACCUCAGCGUUGGGUGACGCAAACCCGGAGAUUUCCACUUCGUCCGGUCCCUUGGCGAGAACCACGAGGACUGUCGGGACGAUGACCAACGGAGGCCAGGUGAGUGCCCUCGAGUCGGAAGAUCUCGUGGCCCGCCGGCGGGAACGCUGGAGACUGAAAAAACGAGAGCAGCGUGCCAGGUUGGCGGCGAGACUAGCCAAAACCCGAGAGAAAGUCACACCGUUGAUCACCGCUCCUGCUCAUUUUCUCAUUUGUGACGCCAACCAACAAGGUGGCCGGAUGCAGACUGUGCACAAAACUACAAAAAUGGUCAGAAGGCCUCUGAAUUACGCACCUCUGUCCAACGGACCUAAGUGCAGGACACCUCGGCAGAGAUUUCUUGAAGCUCAAAGACAUUUGAAAGUCAAAUCCGUGUCCUCAAAGUUGAAUAUCAUAAGCGUGGACAGCAGGGACACACUGGAACAGAUCGUGGCCAAACAAAGGGAAUAUUGGCGGCUUAAAAAGCGGGAACAGCGAGCCAAGCUGUCGAUGGAGGCCAAGGCCCGACUCCAGGAGAAGGAUUCCCUGAUGCGACGAGGGCGACGCUACCGGAAAAUCCUAGAGGAGAUUAGGCGACUCAGAGCGUUGGAGGGUGGCGCAGAGACCAUCGGGGGCUUCAUCAAAGAGGACGGAACGCUGUCUGCGAAUGUUCCGCAGACGCGGUCCUUAAAUGUGAUCAAAACGCCCACCUCUAACGUAAAAACACCCGUUCAAUCUUUUAGUCACCUCACAGUCACCAGUACUCAGAGGCCACGCAAGUCCGGCUUUCCUGAAGCAGCCAACCGGGUCGGGCGGACUGGCUGCGUCACGAAAAUGGUUAUUUCAGAUAAAACUUUGACCAAGGAAGACUGCCUGGCGAAAAAGCGCGAGUACUGGAGAGUGAUGAAGCGGCAACAGCGGGCGGCGCGUGCAGCCCGGAUGAGGCAAGGGGUCACCAAAGCCAAACCUGGCUUGAACAGUGCCCCUCUCUUGAACGAGUGCAAGCAGACUAACGGUAUCAAAGAGGAGCAAGAGCAGGAUCCUUACCCUGAACGAGCCGUUUGUUCCGACCAGAAAGUGCCGCCUCUGGUGUCGAUGUCCAAGUGCGAGCUGACUAACGGUAUCAAAGAGGAGCAAGACCUAGAUCCCUACCCUGAAGGAGCCGUUUGUCCUGACCCGAAAGCUGCACCUCUGGUCCCUAUGUCCGAGCACGAGCUGACUAACGGUAUCAAAGAGGAGCAAGACCUGGAUCCCCACCCGAAAGCGCCACCUGUGGUGCCUGAACCCAAGCGCAAGCCGACUAACAGUAUCAAACAGGAGCAAGACCAGGAUCCCUACCCUGAACGAGCAGUUUGCCCAGACCCGAUCGCACAACCUCUGGUGCCUAAGUCCGAGCCAACUAACGGUAUCAAAGAGGAGCAAGACCCAGAUCCCUACCCUGAAAUAGCUGUUUACCCUGACCCGAAAGCUCUGCCCCUGGUGCCUAAGUCCGAGCCCGACCCUCCUGCGGUGUUGGACUUCCAGGCGACUACUCUGUUGGCCGUCACGUCUAUGAAGAAGCUUCUGGAGGAAUCUCUAAGCACGGUUAGCCGGGAGUCUGACGUUGAUAUGAAGGUGAAAGAAGAGCCCGUCGUGACAGAGGUUGCCCCUGUCGCCCCAGCUCCGGACCUCGACGCGACUUCCUCGCGUCGUCCUAAUGUUGCGACCAGCCUGCAAAUGAAGCGGGAGUACUGGAAGCUGAUGAAGAGGCAGCAGAGGGCCCGGCAGAAAGAGAGGCGGGGCAAGGGUGGAGGUGUUCCACCCGGGAGCAGUCAGGCACCAGGUCUCGACAUGGACUCCACAAACGUAGGGAAGACUCUGGUGAAGCUCCUUCCUAAGCCUUCCUUGUCUUUAGAAACUGCUGUUUUGCCCCCAUCGCCUGAGACUCCCACUGUUCUCGGAAAUCCGGGUCUUAACAGAUGCACUGACUUGGACACGGCUCUCCCUACAUUGAAGCCCCCGGAAAACCCGCUUUCAAGCAUAAACCUGCACCCUAUUGAACCUCUGGUUAGAACCGUGCAUUCGGUUCCCUCAGAACUGUACUGGCCGUCCCCUCCGCGCCCUCCCAAGCGCCGCCCUGGGGAGUCCGAGGAGGACUUUCUGAAGCGGAAGCGGGAGUACUGGAGGAUCAAAAAGAAGGAGCAGAGAGCCAGGAAAGCUGGACGUGAGAAGGGGAGCGCCCCUAGCAUGAAUCCUACUCCGAUCCUGCACGUUCAGGACUUCUGUCAGCCUUUGAGUGACACCCUUGAACAUAUCAGCAAUUCAGUGGACACUGGAGUCGACUCCCACUACUUCGCACCGCUACAAGGCGAGGAAGGCACAGUGUCGGAAGCCACAUGGAGGAACUUCUACCUCAUGGACUACGACCCUCUUAACCAGCUGCUGGUGUGCAUGGCUUGUGGCGAGCAGCAGUACUCGCACAGCCCGGAAGCCGCUCUGGCGCACAUAGACGAGGCCCACCCGCACACCCGCGCCCUGGAGCCCGCCGAGCGUCGAUGCAUCCUUGAAGCCUGGGACGAGCAGGUGUCUCGUCGCGAACGCUUCUUCACCAGGCAGCUCCAGCAGGGCGGCGGUUAGGGACCGCGGAUUGACGUAGUCGCGUUACGAAUAACUCCCAAGUGCUUCUUUUUUGCAGAAACGUCCGGGAACUGAACCAUUUGGAAGGAGAAUAAUUUUAAGUUUUAUCAUCAUGAAAAAAUGUUUUUAAUUUACUGGUUAAGCAGGAAGAUCAUCAAUUGCCUUUUAUUCUGCAAUUAAAUCUUUUUGUACGGUUUUGGGAAACAAAAUGUCCAAGUAAUGAAGUCAUUUCAUGAAGUUCU